AUGGAGGCUAGGUACUCCCGUCUUGGGCUCAUUGGUGCGGGGAAGGUUGUUUUCGUUACGAGUCCGAGAGACAAGUCUGCCAUGUUACUUCAAGACUACCGGAAUUUUCUGAGAACAGUGGAACAAAGCAUUAAAGUUGGGUAUGAUACCAAGCUUUCGAUCUUACCGAUCUUGGAUGUUGCUGCCCGCAAUUUUCGGAAUCCGCGCUGUGUGAUCGGCUUUUUCGAAUUUCAGGGAAACACCAUCCUGAGCCGCUAUGCUUUCAUCGCGGGUGCCAGGCAACGUAGAAUGGAGUACCAGCGCCGCGUACCUUACUCGAGAAUCUUUCUCGGAAAAGACACCACAAAUAUUAUCAUGUCCGACUUUGAAGACGACGAACCAGGCGAUGCACUGGGUAAUUUCGAGGAGGAAGGCGACGUUGAAGCGUUUGCGGGAGAUCCCGAGGGCGGAGACGAUGACGACGAGGAAGGCGAUGAUGAUGACGAGGAGGAAGCCGAAAUCGAACUUGGGGAUGAAGAUACGGAUGAAGACAACGACGAUGACGACGAUGCUGGUGCAGAUGACGACGAAGGAGCAGGAGACGAUCAGCAAGACGAUGGAGGGGACGACGCAGAAGAGGGUGAUGAAGGAGACGAUGACGACGACGAAGAGGAGGAUGAUAACAACGAUGACAAUGCAGAACUAGGGACAAGCGCGCUUGUUCGGCAGGAACUGAUUGAGGACGACCCUGAGGAUUACGAAGAUGCUGGCGGUGAUGAUGAUGACGACGAUGAAGAGGAAGAAGAAGAGGAAUUGGAAGAUGACGACGACGAUGAUGACGAAGUUGUCGAGGUUGAUGAUGACGAAGACGAUGACGACGAUGAUGAAGACAACGACGACGAACCUUCUAACAAGAGACAGAAGACUUGAUUGUUUCUCAAGUUGUUUUGCUAUUUCGCUAAGUUAGGGGAUCCUUGUUUAUCUUGUAUC
This is a messenger RNA of Phaeodactylum tricornutum CCAP 1055/1, 969 nucleotides long. RefSeq lists its product with no specific name. Lineage: Eukaryota; Bacillariophyta; Bacillariophyceae; Surirellales; Neidiaceae. The record is from RefSeq and is a predicted model, not a curated record. The transcript has 4 exons. The coding region runs from base 1 to 909 and encodes 302 amino acids.